Messenger RNA from Orycteropus afer afer, 1395 nucleotides. It is a transcript of the gene LRRC73, whose product is annotated as leucine rich repeat containing 73. Lineage: Eukaryota; Metazoa; Chordata; Mammalia; Tubulidentata; Orycteropodidae. The record is from RefSeq and is a predicted model, not a curated record.
CCUCAGCCUCCGCAGCCGCCCCAACCUCCUCCGCCAUCGCCUCUGCCUCCGCCGCCGCCUCCGAUCCGUCCACGGCCCCGGCCCCAGCCCCGGCCCCGGCCCCGACCCCAGCCUCGGCCCCAGCCCCGCCCGCGGCCCUGCAAACCUCGGCCCCGGCCCCCGAGGCCCAGCCGCAGGCAUAAUGCUGCCCAGCUCCAUCCAGAUAUCGGGGGAGCCCCUGUCAGGCGCCGAGGUGCGGGACAUCUGCCGCGGCCUGCGCGACAACGCCGUGCGCCUGCUCUCACUGCGCGGCUGCCGCCUCUGCGACCGCGACUUCGGCCGCAUCUGCCGGGCCCUGGCCGGAGCCACGUCCCUGGCGCAGCUCAACCUUAACCUGGGCGUCGUGUCCAGCCCCAGCCGCAUCAAGCAGCUGGCGGAGGCGCUGCGGACCAACCGCUCCAUCCAGUCCCUCUUCCUGCAUGGGAGUCCCCUGACAGAUGCUGGACUGGCCUUGCUGAAUCCAGCCCUGGCCCUCCACCCUGCCCUCGUGGCUCUGGACCUGGGGGACUGUAUGCUGGGUGAUGAAGCCAUCAACCUCAUCUGUGGCCUCCUCCCCCCGGAUGGGGCCAAGUCUGGCUUGAAGGAGCUGACGCUGAGUGCCAACCCUGGCAUCACCCCUAAGGGCUGGAGCCGCCUCGCCAUUGCUGUGGCCCAUAGCUCCCAGGUUCGCGUCCUCAACCUGGACUACAACCCCCUGGGUGACCACGUGGCAGGGAUGCUGGCUGUAGCUGUGGCGUCUAGCCGUACCCUAGAGGUCCUGGAUUUGGAAGGCACAGGGCUCACCAACCAGUCAGCACAGACUCUGCUGGACAUGGUAGAAAACUACCCCACAGCUUUGAGGAGCUUGGUGUUGGCUGAGAACAGCAUUAGCCCAGAGCUGCAACAGCAGAUCUGUGACCUCCUCUCUGAGGGGGAGGAGGAGGAGGAGGUGGCAGCAGGGGCUGGCGACACCCCAGAGAGAGGAAGGGAGCCUGCUGCCCACCAGAGGGGCAGCAACUCCUGGAUGUGCCCCAGUGAUACCAGCUCUCAGAUGGUGCUAAUGACGUCUGGACUAGGGGACAGUCUCUUGGCUGAGACAGAGAUGUGACCCUCCACUUGGGCUCCAGCGCAACAUUACAUUUGCCCACGUUCCCAGCACCUAGCCCCAGAUAUCAGGGUCUGGUCCUGGGGCUUGGGAAGGGAACACAGGGGCGGUGCCUGGGGCUCUGGCAGCUCUGGCAUUGUGGUGGGAGGCUCUGGAAGCUGGGACUGGGCAACAGCCUUGAUGGACACUUGAACCCAAGGCAAUGCUUCUGGACUUGUUAGCAGCUCUGGCUGCAGCCCGCUGGCUCAGAAGAGAUUUAAUGAACUCCACAA